Molecule: messenger RNA, 2431 nt
Organism: Parastagonospora nodorum SN15
Lineage: Eukaryota; Fungi; Ascomycota; Dothideomycetes; Pleosporales; Phaeosphaeriaceae
Exons: 2
Coding region: 1-1725 (574 amino acids)
Source: RefSeq, a predicted model, not a curated record
AUGUCACAGCGCUCAGACCCCAACCCUUACUACUCUCCACCUUCGCCGGUAUACAACCGACAGCCCGCCCCUUAUGCCUCGCAGGGACCAGCAGUCGUCCAAACCGCCCGGACACGUCGCUCCUCGUCCACUGCCGGCACACGCCCCCCGCGGCCCCAGAGUUUCGCUGGCGAGCCAAGUAGCUUCUGGGCGCCGGGCAUGCCCGCACCCUAUCCCAGCCCGCCUCAGGAGCGUGGCCCUCCUCCCUCUUUCUCUGCCUACCAAAGCAUGCAGAACAUGCCCAAUAUGCAGCACCUGCAGUAUCCUCACCAUAUUCCUCCCUACAUGGGUGCGCAGCAGGGCGGCUACUACCCCCAGCAAGCUCAACAGUUCGACUCAUCAACAACGGCCCCCGCUGUCCGCACGCGGCUCGUCAAGCUAUGGUCACACAGUCAGCCUCCUCCCAUCAUCACUCAGGAUGACACUUCCAAGUACUCCGCGAGAUAUGGACAGCCUCCGACCCCCAAUGAGCAACACUACAACAGGGGUGCCAACCCAACCCUCCCUAAGCCUAAACUCUUGCAGUACGGCGAACCUGACGCUGACGAAGACUCCUCCUCUGAUUCAGAGUACACUGAAGACGAGGAGCAUGAGCGUGAGGUCCGCCAACAACAGCAAGUCCGAGCUGCUCGCGCUCUCAUGCCUCCGCCGAAAAUGAAGCGUGAUCAGAGCCAGCGACGUCCUGCACUCACUCACGCAAAGACAACGCAGGUUGUCGAGCGUCUUGAGAACGACCGCCGCGACAAGCGUCGACAAUCUAUCGUUGUUCCCGACCGUGCUGUUCCACGAGAGCGACAACGUGAGCGAGCACCCACUGUAAGUGCUGCUCCAUCGCGACGCCCAUCAGUCAGCCGUCCUCCGGUCCAUCGUUCGACACAAUCCGAGUACGAUACUCGUCAAGCCCGGAUAGUUGUCAACGAUAGCAGGAAUAACCGUCGCAAGUCAUAUCAGGUCUACGACAAGACAUACGACGACUUUGUCAGAGACCGAGUCGCGGAGGAACAGUACAAGGCUGAGAGGCAACGCGAGAAGCGCGCGUCGAGAGUCCUCAUGCAGGAACAAUACAUUCCUGGUCAAUAUGAGGAAGACGAGAGCGAGGAGGAGGCUCCACGUGUUCUGCCACACCGCCAACGCGCCAAGACUGAAUCGGAUCCGCGCAAAGGAAAGGCGCGUACUGUUGAAGUCAAGAACAAGAAAGCUGAGCUCAGCGCGGAAGAGUACAUCAACGCCACUCGUGGCAGCCGCGAUCCAUAUGCCGAUCAGAUCAGCAAGGUAGCUCUAAAGAGGGCCUCCCGUAAGCCUUCACUGCCUUCUGAUUCUGGCUCUUUCUCAAAGCAACGGAAGCGGAAAGGCAAGCCAGUCAACCGUCUCCAGCUCUCUGGCGACAUGGAGGGCCGCACUUACAGCUUGUUCCAGCUGAAGGGUGGCAUGACGGACCUGGUCAUCGGCGGUGGCAAUGCUCGUGGCAACGACAGUGUAUACCGCAGUGAGCGGGGCACUGUCCAAGUUAACAACAACAGAAGAUCGCUUAUUGCUGGCCAAGGAAGACGUGACGCUGAAGAUGCAUCGGAGAGAAGCACGCGCAGCGCGCGUAGCAGGCGUGAUAGGGACGAGAUCCGCGAAAUUCGCGAUGAGCGAGCUCCAAUUCUACGACGCACCCGACCAACGACUACUUACCGAAACUGAACUCGGCAGCUCACUGCAUUCUCUCCUCUUCUGUGUCUGCGGCUGUUGGCUUUUUCAAACCUUUUUCUUUUGACUUCCAUUUGAGCGGGAUCUAUCACCAAAAGUUUGACGCGAGCAGUGUUGGCUUCCUGGCCAAACCCACUCGCAGAAAAGUUUGAUUUUGAUUCUCCCUCACGCUGGAUGUUCGGCUCGAUUUCCCAGUCUACAUUUACUACGCUUGUUUGUUUGCUGCGUUUUGCCUUGCGACAGUGCAGGUCACAUUGCUAUUGUUUGCUAGACACGGAACGCUCACGCAUACCAACAUUCGCACGCGUUGGGACCUUCAAAGCUUUGGCUUAGGACAAGAUCGUACCGCUUUUCUUCUUUCACCGCGAAGCGAUUGUGGAAUUCUCUUUCAACAAGCAUCUUCUAGCACUAUACCUGCUCUUGCGAGAGCUGCUUUCUUCUUUCGGCGGAUCUAAUACCCAUUUGGCUUGUUGGUCUUCUUUUUCUUUGAGUUGGUGGAACAAGCAAGUUAGCGUUGGGAGUGUUCAAUGACUCGAUAUGAUGCAAUGUGAUGACGCAGCGUUUUUAUUUCUUAUCUUCUUCUGUUGUGUUGAAGGAGGGCGAAACAGAAUAUAGUACUCAGUAGUCUCGAGGUCUCACCGCACCCAGUCUUGUGGUAGGUUAGUAGAGGCGACCACGAACAAUCAUAGUAACCUUUCUU